Molecule: messenger RNA, 648 nt
Organism: Aegilops tauschii subsp. strangulata
Lineage: Eukaryota; Viridiplantae; Streptophyta; Magnoliopsida; Poales; Poaceae
Source: RefSeq, a predicted model, not a curated record
AUGACGCGCCCCUCCCUCCGAUCCGAUCUCUGGAUCGGGGCCCGAACGGCUACGACCCCGCCGUUGCCCGACGCCGUCACCAGACCCUGCCGCUGCCCGGAGCCUCCCACGCCGGACUGCCUCCCCAUCGCCGUCGUCCCCGUCGACCUCCUCAACCCCCACUGCCCUGUGCCCUGCAACCCCUUCCCCGCCUGCCGCGCGUCGUCUUCGUCCGCCCAUGCCCAGUGCCUACACCCGUGCUCGCCAUCGCCACGCCUAACCCGCACGCAGUCUCACGCGGUCCCACUGCUCGCAAGCCCCUCCCCGCUGCUACCUUGCCGUUGCUCGCGCUCCGCACCGCCCCGGUUGCUGCCGCGCGCGUGCCCGAUUCCUCGUCGCCUCGCUCUCGCCCUGCCGCCGGUGCUCGCCUCGUUUGUUGCCGCUUCCUACAGCCGUAGCUCUGCUGCCCUCCUCGUCGUGGCCUCGCCAUUGCCCAGGAUCGCCGACCCGCCGCCCUUCGCCCGCGUCGUCCGCGGCCGGCUCGUCAUGGCCGCGCUCCGGCGGGCCACUCGCCCGCGCCCCGAUUUUGCCCGUUCGGGCGUGGUGCCCGCCAGCGCCCGCGUGCUCACGGGUCUUCGCCCGCUGCCCGCCAGCGCCCAUGCCCGUUAG